UGGAGGUUGCUGUAUUGGGCAUAUUUCAACUACAGUAUGAACACCUUCCUCUAAAUGCGAAGACAACUCUGCACAUACCUGUCUUUUUCCACUGGGAUUUCUCCUCCUUCUUGGCCAAUAGUUCAUCAUGGAAGGCAGCGCAAAUAGGAUGGAAUAUUCAGGCGGAAAUCAGAAAACCUCUCAAACCAAAUGCUGCUCAAGUCUGAAGAUCUUCAUCUGCGCACUCGCCUUCAGUUACUUCUCUAAAUCCAUGACGGGGUCUUACACCAAAAGCACCAUCACUCAGAUUGAGAAGCGGUUUGAGAUCCCGAGCUCCACCGUUGGUUUCAUUGAUGGCAGCUUCGAAAUGGGUAAUAUGCUGGUCAUUACCCUCGUGAGUUACAUUGGUGCUAAGUUUCACAGACCUAAAAUCAUUGGAGCAGGGGUUCUGCUGAUGGGUAUAGGAACACUGCUAAUGGCUUCACCUCAUUUCCUUAUGGGCCGGUACAAGUAUGGUACAGCUGCCACCCACACUAAUGAUGCUGGUAAUUUUACUGUGAUCUCUACAUGCUCAUCCGACUCUCAGGAAACUCUUCAACAGCCUUUCUCUGGAUGCCAAAAAGAGGAAGCUGAAAGCUCACCCUUCUGGGUGAUAGUGGUUUUGGGAAACACUAUGCGUGGGAUUGGGGAAGCCAGCAUUGUCCCUCUGGGAAUGUCAUUCAUAGAUGAUUAUGCACGGCCAGAAAACUCUGCUUUUUACAUUGGUUGUCUGAACACACUCAAAGGGAUUGGGCCGAUUUUUGGUUACAUGCUUGGAUCUCUAUGUGCUAAUCUUUAUGUGGAUUUUGGCUUAGUGGAUCAAGAAAGCGUGACCAUCACACCGCAGGACUCUCGCUGGGUUGGGGCUUGGUGGUUGGGUUAUGUGGUGUCUGGCUUGUUGACUCUCCUCGCUGCUUUUCCUUUCUGGUUCUUGCCGAAAGUUCUACCUGAAAACUCCCAAAUCUCACUGCUAGACAACACCCCACAACAGCACAAAACCACCCCCAGCCUUACAGAGAUAGUCAAAGAUUUUGCACCAACUUUUAAGCGUCUGCUCACCAAUAAGAUCUACAUUCUGUACCUGGCGUACAGUAUAGUGGCAUUCAACGACUUCGCCAUAGUUGCAACAUACACGCCAAAGUAUCUGGAACAGCAGUUUGGGCAAAGUGCAUCCAAAGCCAACUUUCUGAUAGGAGUGACAUCUAUUCCGGCAGUAGCGCUGGGUGUUUUCCUCAGUGGGUUGAUGAUGAAGAGGUUUAAAUGGGGUCUGCUGGCAUCCGCAAGAGUGAAUUUGUUGACCAUAGUCGCCACAGUGUUUUUGGCCGUACCUUUCUUCGCUCUCAGCUGUGAAAAUCUAGAUAUCGCUGGGGUUACAGUGCCCUAUCAAGGGUCUACUGAAGUUCAAGGUGUAACCAGUGAUGUACUCCCUUCUUGCAAUGCUGACUGUGGGUGUCCUGACCUCCAAUGGGAUCCAGUGUGUGGAGAGAAUGGAGUGACCUACAUCUCCCCUUGCCAUGCAGGCUGCAAUUCCACCCAGGGUGCAGGACGGAAUAUGACAUUCCAUGACUGCAGGUGUAUUCAGAGCUGGGGACUGAGCGUUGGCAACUCCUCUGCAGUUCUUGGCCAGUGUUCAAGAGAUCCCAAAUGCAACAGAAUGAUCUACAUUUAUCUGGGAUUGCAGUCUUUGGCCUUCUUUUUGUGCGGUCUUGGCAUUAUUCCCUUUUUCACCAUGUCUCUGAGGAUUGUGGAUCCUGAGCUGAAGUCUCUCUCUGUGGGAAUGUUACUGUUAGCUGUAAGAGUUUUGGGUGGUAUUCCUGCUCCCAUUUACUUUGGUGCUCUUAUUGACUCGACCUGUCUGAAAUGGGGCCAGAAUAAAUCGUGUGGAAGAGGUGCCUGCAGAAUCUAUGACAUCGAGACGUUCAGGUUCCUCUUUCAGGGGCUGACCAUGUGUCUUCGAGUAUUAGCCUGUUCCCUGCUUUGGAUAGCCACCAUAGAGAUAAAGAGAAAAAAUACUGAACAACAAACAAAUGUCUCAAGACACUGAACUCCAAAUGCCUUUGUGCGAUCCAGAAAUUCAGAAGACAACAAAGUAUUGUUCUGUGGUGUUUUAUUUUUUAAGUGCACUUCAUGUAUAUGUAUAUUCUACUUUUCUCUUUUCAAUAUUAUCAGUGUGAAAUGCACUAGUAUAUGCAACGUUUAGAUAAUAAAUAAACUGUUUAAUUGUG
Danio rerio (zebrafish) is the source of this 2243-nucleotide messenger RNA. It is a transcript of the gene slco1f4, whose product is annotated as solute carrier organic anion transporter family, member 1F4. Lineage: Eukaryota; Metazoa; Chordata; Actinopteri; Cypriniformes; Danionidae. Gene Ontology annotation, cellular component: membrane; plasma membrane. The record is from RefSeq and is marked validated. Gene Ontology annotation, biological process: transmembrane transport. Gene Ontology annotation, molecular function: serine-type endopeptidase inhibitor activity; transmembrane transporter activity.